Molecule: messenger RNA, 1187 nt
Organism: Psylliodes chrysocephalus
Lineage: Eukaryota; Metazoa; Arthropoda; Insecta; Coleoptera; Chrysomelidae
Source: the annotation of a GenBank genome assembly
GUUGGUUGGUGUUGGUGAUUUUUGGUACGUCAGACGGUGGUCAGACGUCAGUCGGUGUUAAAAAUUUUACAAUGAUUUUCCAAAUUUUCCCAAUUUCUUUAAUAUUUCUUAUAUUUCCUUUUAUAAUAAGUGCACAAUCACAGUGGAAUACGAGAGAUUUUAUGAAAAGGGAACAUUCACUAAUAAAACCAUAUUAUGGUUCGGGAAUAGAUAUCCCUUUUUGGCAGUUUACGGGAACUACAAUAGUCACCCCCAACUAUAUCAGACUCACAGAUGAUUCACAAAGCCGAAGUGGAGCAAUUUGGAACACUGUGCCCGUAAAUAGUAGAAAUUGGGAUAUACAAGUUCAUUUUAAAGUACAUGGUAAAGGUAAAGAUUUAUAUGGGGAUGGUUUUGUUAUUUGGUAUGCAAAAGAUCAUCUUAUAGACGGACCUGUUUUUGGCAGCAAAGACUACUUUCUAGGUCUAGCAGUUAUUUUAGACACCUACAGUAAUCAUAAUGGCCCUCACAAUCAUCAACAUCCAUAUAUUUCUGCUAUGAUAAAUAAUGGUAGCUUAUCUUAUGAUCAUGACAGAGAUGGAACUCAUACACAGUUAGCUGGUUGUGAAGCUAAAUUUAGGAACUAUGAUCAUGACACUCACAUUUCAGUGAGAUAUGAAAAAGAUGUUUUAACAGUUUCCACUGAUGUAGAGAACAAAGCUGCUUGGAAAGAAUGUUUCCAAGUAAAAGGAGUAAAAUUGCCAACUGGCUAUUACAUUGGAGCUUCUGCUACAACUGGUGACUUGUCAGACAGCCAUGAUAUCAUGUCUGUCAGGUUUUUCGAAUUGGAUUUAGAUAAUGAUGAGGAUGCAGCUGAAGAUAGAUCCAAAAUAAUUCCAUCAGCUUCCUACUUUGAAGCACCCAGAGAACACAUAGAUGAUCCUAAACCUGGAAUGUCUGAACAGAAAAUUAAAAUAUUAUCCGUCGACAACAUUAGACCAUUACCAAAAGUAGCCCCCAGAAAAACAAAUGAAAAGUUUCGACUAGAUAAAUCCAGAAUGUAUACAAGCAUACCGGAGAAGGAAAGAAUUGGAAAUAAUGAGAAAACAAAAAAUUAUGCCACGCAUCAGGGCACGCACGACCAACAACAGGUCAUACUCUGCCGAACUAGUAAAGCAAGCAGUCCAAGAAGUUCUGGAAAAAGGUAG